AUGAUAAUUUCUGGCAUCGGCCGUAUUGUCAGCCUUAUCACCAAGCUACAACUCAUCAAGGAGAUAAGUGAAGCCAAUCCCUUAACCAGCAUUCCGCCUAAGGUUUGUGCUAUCACUCCUUUUCUGGUUCCUGUCAAUGGUGACCAGGUUUCCAUUAUUACUUCUGCUCUGGCAGAGAGUUCCGGUCGCAUUCGCAGACUCCUUCAUGGCCUUCUGGCACGUUGCCGGCUUGCUUCACCAUCCUGUCUUGUCAGUCUACUUGAUGGCCUACUUACCAAUCUUCGGCGAUAUCCGCGCGACAGAUUUAGUCUUUGGCAGUAUGUCUAA
Messenger RNA from Protopolystoma xenopodis, 327 nucleotides. The record is from the annotation of a GenBank genome assembly. Lineage: Eukaryota; Metazoa; Platyhelminthes; Monogenea; Polystomatidea; Polystomatidae.